AUGAGACCACUGAACUUAGAUGAAUGCUGGAUUUGUCAACAGCAAUUCCCUGACCAGAAGACAUUAAAGAGACAUCUAGCCAGUAAAGGAACGCAUGGAGGCCGCCUAUCAGUUGUUUGUCUGUGGUGUUUCUCAUAUGAGAAGAGGUUUUCCAGGAUCAGUGACCUGAAGUGCCACCUGGACGAGAAACACCCAGACAUAUCGCCAAAAUUAGAAAAAACCUUCAUGUCCGAGGCCAAUGGGAAUUGGUUUAGCGUCUUUCCUGAGGACUAUAGGAGAAUUGUUACCAAAGUCACCCCAAAAGGAAGUCCUUCUGCCGUCCAGGCAAGGAGCCAUGUCACCAGUUGGUUGGGGAAGUGCAAGUCAGUACGCAGAUUAAGACAGAGCUGGGUGGAGGAUUGGGCAAACCAUCCCAGAGAUACAGAUGUGGUUGGAACACCAAAACAGGGGAUCAGGGAGCCAUCUGUGGAGUCGGCAGUGAGUGAGUGGGAGCAAGACGUGCCCACCAUCACCUUGGAGGAGGACGCACCAAUGGAGGAGUAUGACCCCCUGUUGCCAUCAGUGCUUACACUCCACAGCAUCCAGAUGAACGCAGAUGGACCCCUGAUUGCCCUAUUCACCAUCAGAUUGAAGGAGAUGACCUGGUACAGGAUUGAGAUUGACCCGGUGAUAAGAAUGGUGGAGAAGUUUAAUGCAGCUUUAGAGAGGAAGGCAAAUACCAUCAGGCCAACUGACAUUUCUACCAUGUCUCAUAGCGGAUCACCAGUUUACGGGGAGGAAUUUUAUCACAAACAACAGAUGUGUGCUGACACCCUCAACAUCUCGCCGGCCUUAAUUACCAGGAUAGAAAGACGACCAGACAUCUUCUCCUCAGUCUCCAAGACCAAACCCAUCUUGGCUCCAACAAACUCUCCACUCGCUCCAACCAACCAGUCUCCAUCUGCAACAUCAUCUAUACCCAAGCCUCCAUCAUCAACAUCCAAGCAUCCAUCAUCAGCACCCAAGCCUCCAUCAUCUACACCAAAGCCAUCAUCAUCUGUACCCAAGCCCCCAUCAUCUGUAACCAAGUCUCCAUUACCUGCAUCCAAACCUUCAACAUCUACAUCCAAACCUCCAUCUUCGUUAAUAACCAGCCUUCCAGUGGUCCAACCCCCUUCAAGUUCAACAGAUUUGACCAUCACAGAGGAAACCCCUAUCCAGAAGAAAGCCAGGGAGAUAUUAACCCUGGGAUCCAUGCCAGCCAUACCACCGGCCAGAAGGAACUGGAAGACCAAAUCUAUAAAGAUACCAACGGGCACCACAUUCUUGCAGUGGCCUCCAAGGGAGUGGGAAACCCUCACACCUGACAGCAAGCUGUUGGCCUGGGAAUUCGCCGCUUCCCAGCUGGAGUAUCACUCCUCUGGGAAAUUUCCAAAACUGGAUAGAGUUGAUUUAUUGGACAAGUACAACUUCUUGGCCCUUCCUGGCACAAAAGAACAAAAGAUCAAAGGCAAGGAAAACCUAGUUAGGAAAUGUAGGUACUACAACUAUGAAAUCCUUAGGACCACCAUCAACAAAGACAACCCGGACUUCAAAAUAAUCGUUAACCAGUUAUAUACAACAAGGGAUUUGAGGGACACUUCAACCGACAAAAUAAUUGAUCUGUGCAACCAAAGCAAAAUACCUUUGCGUUUAUUGUGAAUUAACAUACCAUGUACUAACUUUACCAUAUAAAGCAGAUAGAAUUUUAAUCACAGUGGAAGUAAUAUGUCUUUUAGCGUUCUAAAUAAUGUCUCAUACAUUAACUAUAUUAUAUCUAAAAUUCAGGAGAAUUUCCGUUUAUAAGGA
Messenger RNA from Mytilus trossulus (common blue mussel), 1827 nucleotides. RefSeq lists its product as uncharacterized. The transcript has a single exon. Lineage: Eukaryota; Metazoa; Mollusca; Bivalvia; Mytilida; Mytilidae. The record is from RefSeq and is a predicted model, not a curated record. Bases 1 to 1680 code for a protein of 559 amino acids.